This is a messenger RNA of Drosophila melanogaster (fruit fly), 1846 nucleotides long. It is a transcript of the gene Rbsn-5, whose product is annotated as Rabenosyn-5. Gene Ontology annotation, molecular function: metal ion binding. The coding region runs from base 261 to 1778 and encodes 505 amino acids. The record is from RefSeq and is marked reviewed. Lineage: Eukaryota; Metazoa; Arthropoda; Insecta; Diptera; Drosophilidae. The transcript has 3 exons.
AUUAUUUCGAAUUGCAAUUUGGGAAGAAGAAGAGUGAAGUAGAUAAAUCUUGAUGAUUUCUGCAAAUAUUAGUUUUUAAAUAAAAUUAAUGGAUUUGUAGAAACUCUGACCGUAUUAAUCGAGUUUAGGACUACAAGUGCCGUAAGCCCCGUCAUGCCACUGUUUUAAAACAAGUGGAAAACCUUAGGGUCAAUUUUUUUUGGGGAGGAGACCACAACAAAUAACACCCACCGAAUUAACUACGAUUACUCAUCGCCGGAAUGUCUGGAAAUCCUUUCGACAGCGACGAAGAUCAAAGCUCGGCCAGUGGAGAGAUACUAGAGGGCUUCCUAUGUCCCAUUUGCCGUGCGGAUCUCAAGUCCAUCGAUGUGCUCACGGAUCAUUUUGCCCGCCAGCAUGCGGAAGAGGAGGAUGCCCUAAAAUCCUUUAAAGAUAUCUUUACCAAGGCGAAAAAGAAGAUCCUAAACCCCUUUGAGGAUGAAAAAGGUGCAUCUGUAUCGUCGCCCGCAGGUUCCUCCUCUUCAGCGGCUGGCAAGAAUCCCAAUGGCAACGGAGAUCGCAAUGGACCCAGUAAUGCCCGCUCCCGUCUAAAUGUAUUUAACUAUAUGGCCAGGCAGCAGCCUGGUGCUGAGUGCUCCCACUUCGAGUACUUUCAGUCCAUUCGCAAUCCUCGCCUGGAGCGAUAUGCCAGCGAAACAAACAAACUAAUCAUUCGUUUGCACCGCCUGCUUAAGGAUCUGCCAGCGGAUUCAGUGCAGCGGCGUCAGCAUGAACAGCAAACAGUUGCCUGGCUGGAUGGUAGUUCCGUCAAGUUGUGUCCCAGUUGUGCCAAGAGUUUCCACAUCGCCCGAAGACAACACCACUGCCGUUUGUGCGGAGGCAUAAUGUGCAAUGAUUGCUCCAAGUUCCUGCCCCUGGAAGAUGCCAUGCAACUAGCCAGUCUUUCCACCACAAGAAGCGAGCCCCUUCAGCAGCUGCAUCAGCAUGAGAACGCCAUCCGGCUGUGCGAACACUGCCUUUGGCUGCUGGACACCCGAAAGGAUAUGCACGAAAGUCGCACUUGUCGCCCACUCCUCGUCCAGGUCUACGAACAAAUUCGUCAACUACAAAAAGAAGUUACCCCGGAUCUGGACAUGUAUCUAAAGAUCAUCAAUAGCUUGAACGAAGGGGACACAAUCUUCACGUUGGCGGAUGCAGGUGCUUUGCGCGGCAAGAUUGGACAAGUGGCAGAGGCCAUGGACAUGAGGAGCAAGCGCAUUCUAGCCAUAUUUUGUGAACCAGGCAGCCGGGAGGAGGCAUUAAAGAAGGCCAUUCGGUUGGGCUGCAUCCAAGCCAUCAAGGAGCGAAUGUUAUCGCUGCCCCCACUGCCAGAGGAAUCGCACAUACGCCAGAUGCAGGAGCGUAGACGCAUGGAAACGGAGCAGCGUAUCCUCACCGAACAGCGCAUGGCCAUGGAAGCCUACGAACGAAAUAACAUGGCAGCUAACCAAUCCAACGUUGGAGUUCCUGGUCCGGAAAGCGGAUCCUUUGCCCAAGGGUCUGAUCUUCAAUCUCUGAACAACUGGUCAGCACCGCAGGCGGCUAGCAAGUCCAGCCUGGACGAUCCGCUGAUCGAGCAGAUAAACAUCAUUAAGGGCUACAUCAAACAGGCUCGCCAGGACAUGAACUUUGAGGUGGUGGAGACGCUGGAGCUAAAUCUUCGCGAGCUACAGCGCGAAGUGUACGAGCGACAGCGCCAGUCCCAGGGAAGCACCGCCGCCUCACCCACAGAGGCCUAAGCAGUAUCCUACAUAGUUAAAUGUAUAUUCAUUCCCUCUAUGACAAAUUACAUGGCUUACGUUACGUU